UCCUGUAAUCACCACCAGCACAUUCCUGUGAAGUUAUUCUCCUAAUUCACAAUGGCUGAUGUUGGGGAGGUGAUCUACACAGCACUGGAAGUAUUCAUUGCUGUUGCUUGUUGUCUGGGCAAUGUGCUGGUCAUCUGGGCAGUGUGGGUAUCUGGAGCCCUCAGACAGCCCACCUUCUGUUUCAUUGCGUCCCUCGCAGUGGCUGAUUUCCUGGUGGGGGCUCUGGCUGUCCCCCUGGCUGUGCUGGUGGACGGAUGGGUCGAGAUGUCUUUCCAGGGCUGCCUUUUCAUCAGCUGUGUGGUCAUCGUGCUCACCCAGGCCUCGGUGUAUUCGCUACUGGCUAUUGCUGUGGACCGAUAUCUGCGCGUUUACAUCCCUCUCAAGUACAAAGGACUAGCCAAACGGACACACUCUUGGGCCAUAGUGGCAGUAUGUUGGAUGAUCGCUUCUGUGUUGGGCUUCAUUCCUAUGUUUGGAUGGAACAACUAUAACCAUUUACAACCUUCUAACUCCACCACCAUUGUUUGCCAGUUCCUGACCGUCAUACCAAUGUCCUACUUGGUCAACUUCAUCUUCCUCAGCUGCCUUCUUCCUCCCAUGAUUAUCAUGACUGUUCUGUAUGGCUUCAUCUUCUGCACAAUAUCUCAGCAGCUGAGAGGAGGGGUUAUCAGGGCCUCCAAGUCUGGCGCAUACUAUGUUAAAGAGAAGAAGCUGGCCAGUUCCCUGGCUCUUGUUCUGGCUCUGUUUGCAGCCUGCUGGCUGCCCAUACACAUCAUGAACACCAUGGAGUUUUACAACCAGAGCAGCCUUGUCCCUCAUAUCGCUUUCUAUGUGGGCAUUCUGCUCUCGCAUGCCAACUCAGCGGUGAAUCCUGUAGUGUAUGCUUUCAAGAUACCCAAGAUAAAGAGAGCAUACAAAAUGGCAUGGAGGAAGUUUCUCCCAUGUCGGAGAGAACAGCAAACCGAUCAGAUGGCAGAAAACUACGCAAGCAGCAUCACAUACAGCACUGCUAAAUCUGCGGCAGGUCUUACAUAAGCUGCACGUUCUACAUAACUGCUUAGAGCUUCUCACUUUGAUUAGAACUGAACACAAUAUUGGGCUAAAUGUUCUCUUAAUGUAGAAGUAAUGUGAAAAUAUCUUUCUGCUACCGCCUUGCCAAUUUUGACUUUAAUUCGACAGCAGGAUGGUGAUCACCGCCAGGAGUUAACAGCAUGCAAAUUUCUCAGUAUAGUUUCCUAUUUUUCAUUCUAGCAUGACAGUGUAUGAGAAGUUUCAUUUUCCUGUUUGUUUAACCAAGGCAUUUAGAGUUCUGCAGUCCUUUAAACAGUGAGCCACAGACAAAUCGAGAACAUUGUUCACCCAUUGCAUGUAUUUUAAAGGCUGCGGUUUUUUCCAGGCAUAAGCCAAGUUUGUCUUAUCAAAGUCUAUUCCUCUUUCAUUCCUUUACACCUUCAUUGUCCGUUCUAUCUGCUCCACUGCUUGCAUUGAAUUCACUGACUUUGCUCUGAUUUGCUAGACUUUUUAGUAAAUGUUAUGAGGUUAAUUGCUACGAUUGCACCCACUCUUAUUUUGGAUGAGCUGUUCACAACCAGAUGGAUCCGCGAACAAAGUUUACUUUGUAGCAAACAUAUAUAGGGUGCCUUAUAUAAUUUUGCUCAAACACUUUUGAAAUUAUUAAGCAAAAACCACUGGACUAUUUGAACUAGUCAGCAAAAUGACCCAAAAUGUUAGCCCAACAGUGUAGAUAAAGCAGCACGUAGAAUGACAUGGUAUCUGAGCAUUAUAUUUGUUUUGUUUGUGCAUUUUGAAAAUUAAAAAAAAAAAAAUCUUUUUAUCUAACAUACAGUUUUUGUUAUUUGAUUUCUUUAUACAUGUACAUGCACAUGGCUAGGUACUUUGAUUUUUUUUAUGUAUUUUGUUUCUCAUACAUAAAUAAAGCUCACUGUAUUGUUA
This is a messenger RNA of Pygocentrus nattereri (red-bellied piranha), 1953 nucleotides long. RefSeq names its product adenosine receptor A1-like. The transcript is spliced from 2 exons. Gene Ontology annotation, cellular component: synapse; membrane; dendrite. Gene Ontology annotation, biological process: G protein-coupled adenosine receptor signaling pathway. Lineage: Eukaryota; Metazoa; Chordata; Actinopteri; Characiformes; Serrasalmidae. The record is from RefSeq and is a predicted model, not a curated record. Bases 52 to 1035 code for a protein of 327 amino acids. Gene Ontology annotation, molecular function: G protein-coupled adenosine receptor activity.